AUGUCUUGCCCGGACUGUUUCAAAGGAACUAUUCAUGAGGGAACACCCAAAGGCAAAGAGGAGACAAUUCACCAUGUCCUAACAUAUGUCGCCACCCCCGAGAAAGGCAUUGCAUCAAGCUCGAAAAUCAUCUUUAUCACCGAUGUAUUUGGCUUCAACCUUGUGAAUAACAAGCUGCUGGCAGACAAAUAUGCUGCCGAUACCGGAUGCUUGGUUCUUAUGCCCAGCGUUAUUCCAGGAGGCGGGGCGCCUCUCUCAGCGAUAGAGCUGUUUGACUCCCUAUCGACACCAGUUGGCUUGUUAGACUUGACAGGCCAGACGAAGAGAGCGGGAGCUGCAUUUCGAGCAGCGGCCAUUUUCGCCCCGUUUGCAGUCCGUACGCGGAAUGCAUUUCCUAAACUGCUCAGGUUCUCUCGCGACGUCAAAGCCUCCUUGCCAACAGAUGCUAAACUUGGUAUCGCCGGGUUCUGCUGGGGUGGGAUGCACUCGACUAAACUCACUGCGGAGCCGGCUGAAGAAGGCGGAAACGUUCCCUUAUUCGAUGCUCACUUUGUGGCUCAUCCUGCUGGCCUCAAAGCACCAGAAGACUUUUCAGCCGCUGCCAAUAAGUUCAGAGUCCCCAUCAGUUUCGCUGUUGGAGAUCUUGACAUGGUGUUAUCCAAGGAUAAGAUCGAGAGUAUUGAGUCCAGCUUGAAGGAAGUUUAUGGAAGGAAUUCUGACGAUUUCGAAGUAAAGACUUACAACGGCUGCAAACAUGGAUUCGCUGUACGAGCUGAUCCAAAGAGGACAAUCGAAGACGGGGCCGCUAUGCACGCAGCGGCACAGGCCAUUAAUUGGUUUGGGAAAUAUCUGGCGUGA
Messenger RNA from Trichoderma virens Gv29-8, 858 nucleotides. RefSeq lists its product as uncharacterized. Gene Ontology annotation, molecular function: hydrolase activity. The transcript has a single exon. The record is from RefSeq and is a predicted model, not a curated record. Bases 1 to 858 code for a protein of 285 amino acids. NCBI's taxonomy places the organism in Eukaryota, Fungi, Ascomycota, Sordariomycetes, Hypocreales, Hypocreaceae.